AUGGAGGCGGCAAAGGAUGAGAAACUGUUUCGAUGCUCUUGGAAUGGUGAUGUCUCGACAUUCCAGGACUAUGUGCGGCGAGUCCGGCUUGCCUUCAGCCGCACGAAGAAGAAGCAUCGAAAACAUCUUGCAGCAGACUUGGUGUCCCAGCUGACGGGACGUGCAUGGACGAUCACCCAAGAGAUCAGCCAUGAAAGGUUGGUCAAAGAAGAUGGCGCAAAGUACCUCGUCCAGUUCUUGGAAUCCCAUCUUGCUCGAGUUCCUGUGCCUGACGCUGGAGCUAAAGCAGAAGAGUUGUUAGUGAAGCUCCGUCGACCCUUCGGCAUGAGCAUGAGUACUUGGUGCGCCACCGUUCGUGAACACUACCGGCAACUCCAACGUGCCUUGAAGAGAGCAGCACCCCUCAAUCCUUCCGGAGAGAAGGAAACUACUCCUAAGAGGUCUCCAUCGGUGCCAUCAACAUCGUCUCCUCCGUCUCCGACCCGAUCAAGUCGAAAGACAUCCAAGAGGACAGUGCCUGAGCCAGAGGCACCCGAUGAAGAAGAAGACGAUGAAGACGAUAUGGACUUCGAGUACCCGGACUCGCCUGAUGGAGAUGACCCAGGAGAAGAGAGUGAUGCUCGUCGCCAAUGGCAUGGCCGAGGGCACAAGGAAAAGUCCCAAAGGCCGACGACAUUGAAAGAGGUCUUCGUGGCGCUGAGGAAGAACUUCGACUUCAUGAACGAGACCCCGAAGGAGGCGAACGAGUGGCUUGAAGAUGGUGCAGUGCAUUGGGUUGGCCAUGAUCUUUCGACCGUCUAUGCCUCGAUGGAUGAAGGGACGACUCGAACUCCAGAAGUCCAGAGCCGACCUGACAGCAAUGGUUUCUGGCAUCAAGAUGAAGACGGAGGCUACACCUUCUGGAGCAAAGCCACUGAUGGCGAAUACUACACCCAAGAUCAAGCCGGCACCUUUUGGGCUUGGUCCGACUUUGAAGAUGAUCAAGUGUGGUGGUCAGCCACGCCGGAACAGCAAAAGGAGAUCUCCGAGGCCUACGCCAACUAUGAAGGAAAGGUGAGGUCCUUUGCAGAAUCCCGUGCCCUUCUACGUCAGAAGAACUUGAGCAGAGGUUUCUACCCGAAGAAGGGCAAGGGCAAAGGAAAACCAUCGAGCUUCUCCAAGGGCAAGGGUGCAAAGUCGGCUCCAAUGCCCACUUUCGUUGUGGAGAGCCCCGGACCUUCGAAUGAUGUGUUUGCAACUUCCGGAACUCCAGGCAGUGCUGGCUACACCGGAUGCUUCGUGUGCAGAAGUAAAGGUCACACCUUCCGCAACUGUCCUUCUCGCUCAAACACCUCAUCUUCUUCAAAGGGUUCUGGGAAGAUCUUCAUGGUCGCUGAGGUUGAAGAGCCCUAUGAAUCUGAGAUCCCUGAAGUGAGCCCUAGAAUGGACAUCCCUCAGAUUCUUUCCUCUGAGGUCUUGCAGCCAGAACUUCAAGGGUAUGGUGUCCUUGACACUGGCGCCACGGAAUCAGUGAGUUCCUUAGCGGCCCUGGAGUUCAUCCACCUCAGGAGGACCGAGUUGCUUGGGCAUGGAAACCAUGUGACUGUGAUCCCAGGGCCUCAGAAGAUGUUUCGUUUUGGAAACGGUUCCCUUCAGUUCAGUGAAUCCUAUGUGCACCUGAAACAAACUGUUGGCCCUCAUGAGAUUGAUCUUGGCGUGUUCACGCUGGAUUCGAAAGGAGUGCCUUUGUUGAUCGGAGUUCGGACACUUGAGAGGCUAGGUGCGAUCAUAGAUGUUCACCAGAGUAUCCUGGUGUUGAAGACGGUGGAUCCACGACUGGUGAUCCCCUUGAGACGGUCUAGAACAGGCCAUUUACUGUUGGACUUGUGCUCGAAUUGGCUGGAUGGAGGGGCAAGAAUCCUCUUCAUGCAAGAUUCUGCUGAAGCUGACGCUGUUGAAGGUGAAAAGAUUUUCGUGAUUCAAGAGGAGUUUCCUGCAGUCUUGCUUCAUGAGAAGCAAAUGCUCGAGGUGACGAAUGCCGCUGGGACGUUCGAAGUGGAUGUCAACCGGUUCGACACCGACCGGAUGUGCGGCCCGGAUCACCGGGACCCCAGGCUCCUUGGGGAUCCUUGCCAAGGAACGCACGACCCAGCUCCUCCGGGUCGCGGCUCACCGACGGGCUCCAACGCCCAUGCAUACUGGGCGGCAUGCAAUCGAUGCCAACUCCGGCUCUUGUAUGUCCCCAGCUACGGAGCUCACGGCCUGACAAGAGCAGCAGGUCCGUUACCUUCGGACACGGCAGCCAAGGUGAAGGAGUUGGGAAACUCAGCGGCCUACAGCCCAGAGAUGCGCAACAAGAACGUGGGCCUGGACGCUGCCGAGAAUUCCUUGAUGAAGCGCUUGGAAGUCAUCCGGGCUCAGAAGGAGCAACAUCGUCAAGGCAAGCCGGAGACGAAACCAAAGGCCAAGGCAACUCAGGGCUACAUCAAGGAAGAGCCGCCGAGAGAUCCGGAAGUCAUGAGCCAGACGCCUGGUCGGAAGGCUCGCAAACCCGAAGAUGCAGCAGAGCUCCUGGAGUACCAGAACCGGAGCGAGAUCCAGUACAAGGCCGAAGAAACUUUGGAUCUUGGAGCAGUGCUUUCAAAGUAUGACAUCAUUCACAAGAAUGUGGACAUGGAUCCUCGCACUGUGCUCUUACAGAAUGACACGGUCCUUGAGAAUUUGGCCAUGGCAAUGAGCAGUGAUCUCCAACAGAAUGAGUUCGUCCCUGACAAUGACGACAUCGAGAAUGAGGUGCCUGACUAUCUGCUCGAACCUUUGAGGUACUAUGAGGCUCCGGGAGAGGAGCAGUUGACCGAUGAUGAGCACGGAUAUGGUCCAGAAAAGUUAGAAGAUUUGGCACCGGAAGACCAGAACUUCAUCGAGGAGACGCUGCAAGAGAAAAGGCUAGCUUUUGAGGAUUGUUUGGCAUCAUGCUCCUCACCAACGUCUCCUGAGAAGUUGGACCUCAUGGAACUCUGCUGUGAAGAGGAUAGCUUGAUCACCCGAACAUGGCGUUCCUCUGGAGGAAAGCCCGGUCGGAUGGGGUUGUUCAACCAGUGCAAUCUUCUCACAGACGCUGGAACCCAAGAGGCAAUUAGGUUGGUGCAACUUCAUCGACCCGAGAUUCUGUGGGUCGCCUUCCCGUGCGGCGCAACUUCACCUCUUCAGCAUCUCAACGAGCUCACCCCAGAAGGCCGAAAGCGCAGUCAGCGCCGAAAGGCCCGCUCACGUCGACUCAUCAAGAAUGGCAUCAAGGUGAUCGAAGCUCAGUUGAAUCAGGGCGGAGAGAUUGUUCAGGAAUGGCCACUUCACAAUGAGGCCUGGAAGUUUGACAUCGUGAAGGACCUGUGGAACGCCCUGAGUGAAGUUGGAAGAUGCGAAGAUGUUUUGCUGGACGGCUGCCAGUUUGGCCUGAAGUCGCCUCAGGGAGAAUUCAUGAAGAAGCCCUGGCGUUUGCGGUCAUCACGCCCGGGCCUGAUGACUUCAAUGGGACGCCGUUGUGAUGGCCGGCAUCCACACACCCCAGUGAUGGGAGGCGAUUUAGCAAAGAGGACAGCCUUGUACACUCCAGCUAUGUGCAGGGCAGCUUGCAGGUGUUUCAAUGAGUUCCUGAACCAGUCAAGAGUUUUUGGGGCACUUGAAGUGAAGAUUGACAGAGAAGGCCUCAAGACCCUCACUGAAAAAGAGCUCGCUCAUUUGGCUGAAACGGCCUUGAAACUUCAUCGCCUUUGUGGACACCCCGGAAGUCAUGCAUUGGUCCGCACUCUCGCGGCCAAAGGAGCUGAUGGGAAGCUGCUCGCCGUUGCCGAGCAGUUGAAAUGCAUGGAGUGCCUUGAGGGCACAAUGAAGAAGCCAUCGCCCAAGGUGUCUUUGGAGAAAGAGCAGAAGCUGUGGCGAACCCUCCAGAUCGACGCCUUCGUCCUUAAGAAAGGUGAUGCAGUACACCACUUCCUCCUGAUGCUGGAUGAGGCUUCGGGUUUCUCUGUGGUUCAUGAGAUGAUGUCGCACAGUGAUGAACAGCAUGAGAACAUCACAGCACAGGCCACUCUGGAUGCUUUAGUUCAAUGCUGGUUUCAAUAUUUUGGCACCCCAGCUUGCUUGCGAUGUGAUUUGGAAGGAGCUUUCAGAGGUGAUCUUUUGGAAUCUUUCUGCAAGAGCCGCGACAUAGAGCUUUCCUUCGUGCCUGCCGAACAUCAUGAAGCAACUGGAGAUGUAGAGCGAGCAAUCGGAGAACUGAAGAAGAAGAUGCUGGCAUACCUCCGGCAGGACAAUUCUGCUGAACCACGCCUUGCUGCGUACGAGAUGUGCGCUGCACAUAAUCGUUUUGCUCGCGUGAGUGGUUUUUCACCAAUUCAAUGGGCUUUUGGCCGAGAUCUUUCUGAUGAUCCUGGACUCGCGACUUUGAGCGCAGCUGGUGAUCCAACCUCAGAGAUGAACAAGAACCUUCAGCUAAGACUUGAUGCUGAGGCUCACUAUCGAAAGAUGCAGGCUAGGGCAAAGAUCUCUCAAAUCAGAGAGACUUCAGAUGAUUCCGAAGAAGAGCUCAUCCCUGUUCCAGAGGAGUCAAGACCUCUGAACCAGAGCGAGAUGCCGCCAGAAGAACGGGAGACGCCCAUGGACGUUCAACGUCUUCUACAUGAUCCGGCCUACAUGCCAAUGAAGAGGACUUCCACGGAAGACCUGGGGGCCAAGAGAAGUGAGUUUCUUCGAGCUCGGCAUCAGCAUGAGAUGGCAGACAGGCCAUUACACGUGAAGAAGCAACUAGAGUCUUCAGCCUCCUCCUCACAGGAUCCCAAGUCUCAGGAGACCCUCGGCUAUGUCGCAAGCCAUGUGGACGACUUUUUGAUCUCCGGAUCUCCUGACCAUCCCUUGUGGCAGAAGACAGUAGAAGCCUUUAAGGGAGCUUUUUCAUGGAGCCCAUGGGAAUCCACUCCGUUCACCCACUGUGGCAUUGGUGUGUCUCAAGAAGCUGAUUGGAGUUUUCGUCUGUCACACCACACCUUCGUGGAGGAACUUCGCCCCAUCGUCAUAGAUGACAAGAGUGAGAUGGUCACAGCUCAAGAAAUGAAUCAAGCUCGGGCUUUGCUGGGAGCAAUGCAAUGGCGCUCCAUCCAGACUGGACCUCAGCACUCUUCGAAAGUGUCUUGGCUUCAGAGCUCUCUUCCAAAAGGGGGUAAAGAUGUCCUGCACCAGAUCAACAAGUUGAGCAGAGAACUGCACCACCAGCGCUACCUGUCCGUGUCCACUCGACAACUGGGAGCCGAAUCUGUGGAUGACAUUGGAUUCGUGUGCUACACGGACGCUGCGGUGGCCAAUCGGCCGAACUUUGCAUCAACGGGCGGACACUUGGUGGGAAUGGUCCAUCGUGGAGAACCUUCAUCGCAUCCUUUCGUGAGGAUUGGAGAAAAGCAGAGCUACCGAGGACAAGAACGACUUUGA
Messenger RNA from Durusdinium trenchii, 5460 nucleotides. NCBI's taxonomy places the organism in Eukaryota, Dinophyceae, Suessiales, Symbiodiniaceae. The record is from the annotation of a GenBank genome assembly.